Messenger RNA from Cynara cardunculus var. scolymus (artichoke), 324 nucleotides. Its product is annotated as costars family protein. Bases 61 to 318 code for a protein of 85 amino acids. NCBI's taxonomy places the organism in Eukaryota, Viridiplantae, Streptophyta, Magnoliopsida, Asterales, Asteraceae. Gene Ontology annotation, biological process: regulation of actin filament-based process. The transcript has 2 exons. The record is from RefSeq and is a predicted model, not a curated record.
GGUGUAAGUAUUAACACAACAUGAGAUCCCUGAAAGCUCAACAAACCUACAAAGAAAACCAUGAACGUAGACGAAGAGAUUCACCAACUCAAAGAAGAAAUCAAACGACUCGGCCACAAACAAGGCGAUGGAUCUUAUAAGGUGACAUUCGGCGUGCUGUUCAACGAUGACAGGUGUGCAAACAUUUUCGAAGCACUAGUCGGGACAUUGCGGGCAGCCAAGAAACGCAAAGUUUUGGCAUACGAUGGCGAACUCCUACUACAAGGUGUUCACGAUAACGUUGAAAUCAUACUCAAACCAGAACCAGAAGCAGCAUGAUCGAUC